Molecule: messenger RNA, 2203 nt
Organism: Porites lobata
Lineage: Eukaryota; Metazoa; Cnidaria; Anthozoa; Scleractinia; Poritidae
Source: the annotation of a GenBank genome assembly
AUGAUUGCUUUGUCUAUUCCCUCAUUUAGGAAAGUGAAAGAUGAAACAGAAUCAGGAUAUUUUGUUUACGAAAUUCAUGUGACAAAACCAAGUGGUCGUGAGGUUACGAUCGAAAGACGGUUUCAGGAGUUCUAUCAAUUCAACAAACAAGUCUGUAAAUCGGUCAACAACCCUCCUCAUUUCCCAUCAACGAAGCUACCUAAGCCGCUGAAUACGAACACUAGAUUUUUGGAGUCGAGAAGAGCAGCUCUGGAGGAAUACUUGAGAAAUCUUGUAUCGUUAAUCGAGAUCAGCGAAGUUCAUGACCUUUUGACAAGAUUUUUGGAAACCAAUUUGCCACAGCAUAUUCGAAUGCAGAAUUUGGAUUAUUCAAGAAGUAGUUCGAUUGAAGAUCUUGAUGGAUAUUCAGUUGAAGGACCUAAAUUGACUCAUCAACCUCUUGUUUGCUUUGUUCGUGAUCCUUUUAAAGAUUAUGUCUGCAGCACAAAUGCCCUACCCGAUGUUGUUUUACAAGGUACUUUGGAAGGCUUGUAUGGAAAUCUUCAAGGUACACAAGUCACAGAUUGUUGUGAUAGACCUAGAGUUCAAUAAACGGCUGUCUUAGGUUAUUUUUUUGAGCUGAGCCUGACUGUCCGUCAUGGACAAUCAAAUCUGAUUUUACACAUGAGGUUGAAUAGAGGUAUCUGUUAAAAAGGUGGCACCCUAGCUAAUAAAUAAGUACAAUAUUCGCCAUUUGUGCAUCUCCCAUUAUACACCUUGUUUGUCCCCCAAAAUUUUGCAUAGCCGUUGUUUUUCAUUUCUGCUGAGUCUUACAGUCGCCCCAAAAGAUUGUUUCUUUUGGCGGGGGCGGGGGGUGGACAAGGUGUAUCGUGGGAGACGUGCAAGACAAGUGAAAAGUGAAAUUUUACACAGGUUUGAGAGGUCAAGUUUGAGAGGUCACCAUCUUGAUUUAACUUUGUGAGGAAAAUAUCUGGAGAGAAUUCAAAUCACUUAGAGCAAUCAGGAUUUGCACUCUGCCCAAAUACCGUCAGUCCUCUCAACAGACAGAAAAUUGAAAGAAUGUGACCAUUCAGAGUCUGUAGGUCAAGGUAGUACUCUGGUAGUGAGAGGGUCAUAGAAAUUGGGAGUUUGAUAAUGAGAGAAAAGGUAAGGUUUCCUAAGUUUGCUGUUGUUUUUCAGCACAGAGAUGGCAGUCUUCACCAACAGGAAAAAUUUAUUGGCAACAGGCACAAUUAAAAGGGAAAAAAUGUUAUUUUCAUAACAAAUUUAGGCAUCUUUCAUAUUAUAGCCAUUAGUAGUUUAUCAUAUUUAUCCAUUUUACUUUCUCUCUUAUUUUUCUACUUGUAAGUACUUUUACACAGAGUUUUUGAUUAUAACAGUCAAAUAGAGCAAGGAUCCAUGUGAUCAUGAAAAUAUUAAUUUUUUAUUUUGUUUCAGACAUCUAAGAUUAAUAGAGGUUCCUUUAUAAUAUUUUAUUUCUACAUGAAUACUUAUAUCAUUAUGAAUGCAUUGAAUUUGUCAAUGAAAACAUAAUAGUACCCCCUAUUUUGGGGCAUUGAAUUUUGAAGUUAUUUAUUAGCCUUUGUGUGGCUGUAAACUCAGGCUAAUUAUUUAUUAGGCUUAGUUGAAAAGCAAAGUGCACAUAAUGGCUCGUUGUCAUUAUUAGUAACAUAUUUUAUAUAAUAGUAUAAAUAAUUGCAAAUAAAUAAAAAUAUAGAUACCUGCUCCUUUUUCAUUAUUUUUUUUAUUUCCACAUAACCCACAGCAUAUUUUAAAGAGGUUGAAAACAACACCCUCUUAACAUAACUUCUGAAUCCUUUAUAUGAUGAUUAUUAAAAUCAUCAAUGAAAUGCUUUUUUCAACCUUAGCCCAGUUCGCAGCGGGAGAAUCCAGAAAAUCCUAAAAGAGCCAAGAGACUCAACGUCAUUGGUUAAAGAACUCUGAGAGCAUCUCUCUGUCCAACAAUUUUCACUGGCAAUAAAAAUACUCUUUAUGAUCCUUAGACAAUUUCAGACAAUAGGGGGUGCUUCGACCCCCCUCACUCCCUCUAAAUCUGCCCAUGAUUGCAGCAGAGAGUUAUAUAGAGAGAGGACUUGCUGUUAAUUACAGGGACAAUGCAACUGUUUUCAGCCUUUUAAACAGCCUGAAGAAACUGGAGACAUUUGGCAAUGCCACCACUGGUUUCUCAGCCAAUGACAUCUGA